UUUUCCAGAGUAUUUAUUGCUUUAGUUGCUUUUGUAAAUCCUUCUCUCUUUCAAUAGCUUUGGAUGAAAAUGGCUCUGCAAAAUCAGUCUCAGUAAACUCCAGAUGCAAAAAUUUUUAAGUGGAUUUUUGUGGAAUUAUGGCAGAUACGUUCUAUCCAGGAAGUCAGAUAUAGUUUUUCAGAUCAGUUGCUUGCUAUAUUUCUCUUGACUAGCCAAUCGUAAUGGAUUUAAGAUACAAUAAACAUCGUCUGGCCUUUUUAGACCACUAUUAUUACUUUAUUUUUCCUCCUUCAAUUAGAUCAAUAGCGUUCGUCUAUUUCCUAUGUUUCCUUAUUUUUAGUUUUUCCCUUUAUUAAAACCGUUUUAUUUUAUUUAAUUGAUAUUUGUUUGCCGUGUUUUUGCAUUUAUUGUAUACUUUUUCGGCAAUUUAUUGAUUUAUUAUCACUGGCUGAAACUUAUGAUAUUUUUAUAAAGUCUUAUCUAUAUCGAACUAACCAUUCAAAUGGCCAAUUUAAAAUCCUCUCCUUUUCCACCCAAAAUGUCAUUCAAACGUGAGAUGAAAUCUUUUCUCGAAAGUCAGCAAAAACAUCAGGAAAAUUCUGCCAUGUUUUCGUCAUCUAGUGCAAUUUCAUCAGAAAACUCAGUUUCAUUAUCUCCUUUUUUACCGAAUUUAAAAGUGUCUCAAUCUUUCGAUUCUUCUGGUAGCAACUAUAACACAAAUGUUUCUUCUUUAGCUUUAUCCAGUGCAAGUUCACGUGCUUUUUCUCUCUCACCGAGUCGGAUUUCUCCCGAAACGGUUUUAACGGUUUCUGAAAGUUUUGCCGGUUUUUCGGGGGAGUCCCAAAUCAAAAAUCGCCAGGCCAUAACAACUGAAUCACCAGAUUCAGGAGUUGAUAGCAGUUCAGUCGUGGACAAUGAUGACCAUGAUUUGGACCAUGGCCGAGAAAUUGACCACGAAGUUAAAUCUAGCGAGGAAAUUGAUAUUCACACUCUUUCUCGUGACAGCAAUGAAGUUUUGGGUUCAUCGGUUGAAGCUACAAAACUGUCCAAAUACUUCGGCUCUCAGAUGGAUCCGGAGGCUCACAGAGAUUCUUCGAUGCUGAGUUUGAAAAGAAAACUGGACGAAUGUGAAUCUCAGUCCCAGUUUUCGGCUCAGGAAUCUUUUGAACUUCGGCGGCGAAGUUUGGACCCCAGUUGGUAUAUACGAUCUCGCAAAGGAUCCGCUGCACUGUCAACAUGUAGUAACGGAACAAAUGAAGGUGAAAACUUUCCCAAUAAUAAAGACCCCGAGCUGGAUUCGAACUCUGGCCCUGAGGAUGGGAACGAAGGUGAACAGAGUGACUUCGACAUGGGAAUGGAUUGUGCUUCGCUGGAAAUUAUCGAAGAUGAUGAAAGCAUUGCUGGUACACACACGACUGAGAAGGGUUCUGGAAUACCCAACAAACGUUCAAGUGCCUCAGAUACUCCUAGUGACAAAGAAUACGACGAAGACUCUGACAUUGACGAACACGUGAACACAGUUCGACAACAUAGCCUGGACGUCACCGAAAACCCGAAACAACACCGAGAAGAAUCCGAAACGAAGCGAGGCGAUGCGAAUGGUUCGAAUUUUCUGUCGAAACUUCCCAUUCCGAUCAAGUGCGAAGAAUGUGGCCACACGUUUCAUUCGAACGCUUCCUUUGCGAUUCACCAGCGAAAACACACUGGCGAACGACCGUUCGUUUGCGACGAAUGUGGUCUCGGCUUCACACAGAAAGGAAACUUGUCCCGACACAAGCAGACACAUUUAGACAGCAAGCCUUUCAAAUGCGAUCAGUGCAGUUACGCGACUAAACGCAAGGAUGCUUUGCUGACUCAUAAAUCGACACAUUUCCUGAACAAACGAUACAAGUGCACUUAUUGUAGUCAGGCAUAUAAGCAACGUCAAUCCCUUCGGGAUCAUCUGCGAGCAUGUCAUCGGAUCCCGAGCGAAGAGCUGCGCGAUAUCUUGUCCGAUAGUGUCGCUCAAGUUCAGCUUCGCUCUCUCGGCUCAUCACCCUCCCCUUCGACCCCUUCUCCACGCCCGCCACAAUCAGGGGGACUUCUUUACCCUCCUCGAGGACCGAGUCAAAUGGGGUUUGUGGGUCCACAGAAAGAUCUGGGGGUCCCAAUGAGCACUGAUUCCGCUCCGGGAAACUACGGUUUGGCGGGACUCGGAGGUGCAGUCGUGGGAAGAGCGGAACUGGAGGAGCGGCUGAGGAUACGUCAUCAGCAGAUCAUCGAUAUCAAGCAGAAAUAUGCGACCUUGCCUCCAAUUGAUGGAGCUCUGAGUCGCCGUGUGUCAUCUUAUCAACCAGUAUCACCACCAGCUUCCUCCGUAAACGAUCAUCGACAACAUCACUUGCCACGACAACAUCACUUGCUACCCGGAAACCUUUGCGACCUCACAUUAGGAAUGGACAGAAAUUUACAAAGAUCUGUGAGAGAUCGUUCUUUGCCACCUGUGGGGUUCUUGCGACAAAACCAGGGACUCAUUCACACAACUGACACUCGUGUUUUGUCAUCUCAAAGCUACUUGGGGCCUCACAGCUUACUCCCCGGAGGCUCUGGAGGUAAUUUAGCAUCUGUUUUGGCGAGAAACCUUCCACAUCGGGAGGAGCGCCAGCUCCCUUUGGGACACCCUGGGAAUCUUUACUCACAGUCGAGACAUCCUGUUUCCGUUGAUGCCACUGGGUUGCACGCCAGUGUCGCUGUGACAACCGCGCAACAUAUAAAUGCUUUAGCUGCCGCCUAUAACUUACCGGGAUACCCAUCAAUGGCAAAACCUCCGGCCGGAUUGCACGCAAAUCACUCAAAUAGCGCAGUCGCUAUUGCGUAUGCGCAUCAUCAACAGUUGGAGGCCGCGAGGCGCAUCAAUCAAAGAUUUCAACAUCAGUUGCCACCCCUAAUUAGACCACCGCAGCACAGGAAUGAUUCUAUUCUUGCCGAAGAAACGAAAAACGAUGGUACAAAUACCAAGAACGUUUUAACUGUCAAUGUUUCGCCAGUCGAUAUAUCAGAAGAAAAUCGAUCUUCCGAAAUUCCAAUAAGUGACAGCUCAAUGGACCAGGAAAACUGCCGCGUGCGGGAAUUGAACCCUCAGCCAUCAAAUAUGACACGAGAUACGAAUAAAAAAGACGCCUGCUUGUCUUGCCAAAAAGAUUCAUUGAAAUGUGAGACGUGUUGCAUUGUCUUCAGUGACAGUGUCAUGUAUACUAUUCACUUGGGUUUGCAUUCUAAGUUGGACCCUCUGAAAUGUAAUAUGUGUGGUUUUGUGGCUGAGAAUCGUUACGAUUUUGCUUCCCACAUAGCGAGAGGAGAUCACAAAACAACUUCGAGCUCUCCAUCAUCUCCCAAAAAAACUUUGUAAAACUAUUUUGUGACAGAAUUUAUCUUAGCCUAAACCUAUGUUUCUUAAUUCUUUUAGCUGUUGUUCUUGCUUUUGUAUUUAUUGAAAGUUUUUUUUUUAAUAUUGGGAUAGAUUUCAGAUU
Messenger RNA from Symsagittifera roscoffensis, 3509 nucleotides. RefSeq lists its product as uncharacterized. Gene Ontology annotation, biological process: regulation of gene expression. Gene Ontology annotation, cellular component: nucleus. The coding region runs from base 503 to 3388 and encodes 961 amino acids. The record is from RefSeq and is a predicted model, not a curated record. Lineage: Eukaryota; Metazoa; Xenacoelomorpha; Acoela; Convolutidae. The transcript is spliced from 4 exons.